Molecule: messenger RNA, 1121 nt
Organism: Rubroshorea leprosula
Lineage: Eukaryota; Viridiplantae; Streptophyta; Magnoliopsida; Malvales; Dipterocarpaceae
Source: the annotation of a GenBank genome assembly
AUCAUACCUUACCUACCCAACAAUAUAAAAUUUCUCCUUUCUGCUGGGUUCUUGUUAAUGGGAAACGUCCUGUUAGAAACUCUCAACGUCCGGGUAGUCGGUUCCGGCGAGAAAUUCUUGGUAUUGGGUCACGGCGUCGGCACCGACCAGUCAGCCUGGCAGCGCAUUGUCCCGUAUUUCGCCCCGUAUUAUCGCAUAAUUCUCUUCGACCUCGUUUGUGCCGGAAGUGUCAAUCCCGAUUACUUCGAUUUCAGAAAGUAUUCCACUCUCGAUGCUUUCGUCGAUGACUUGCUCAACAUCCUUGACGCCCUCGGUGUUGACCGCUGCGCCUUUGUGGGUCACUCCUUCUCUGCUAUGGUCGGAAUCCUCGCUUCCAUCCGCCGCCCUGAACUCUUUACCAAACUCAUCCUCAUCGGCGCUUCCCCGAGGUUUCUAAACGACGGUGAUUAUCAUGGAGGAUUCGAGGAAGGGGAAAUCGAUAAAGUUUUCAGCGCAAUGGAAACGAAUUACGAGGCGUGGGUGAACGGGUUCGCACCAUUGGCGGUGGGGGCGGAUGUGCCGACGGCGGUCCGGGAAUUCAGCCGGACCCUAUUCAACAUGAGGCCGGACAUAACGCUUUUCAUUUCCAGGACAGUAUUUAACAGCGAUCUGAGAGGGGUACUGGGAUUAGUGAAGGUACCCUGUUGCAUAAUUCAGACGUCGAAGGACGUCUCAGUCCCAACGUCGGUGGCCGAGUACUUACGGACCCAUUUAGGAGGGCGGACGACGGUGGAGAUUCUGAAGACGGAAGGCCACUUGCCGCAUUUGAGUGCACCGGCGCUGCUGGGCCAGGUACUCCGGCGAGCUCUGUCCCGUUGAUUUUAAGUGGGGCCCGCGGAAAAUAAUAAAGCUAGGAAAGGGGACACGUGGCGAUUAAUCUACGGAGAGUACGCUUGCGGACUUCGUUAGGAAUUUAGGAUUGCAUGAUAUUUUCAACAAUGUCCACGUGAUGCUCACGUGAUCUUUUUGUCCUCUUUUUCCCCUUAAUUUUAGGUUGAUUUUGCUUUAAGAAAAGUAAAAAUUAGUACAGUGUUAAUAUUUUUAAAUAUUAUGAUAUAAUUUAAUAAAAAGUUAUGAUAUUU